UCAAAUUGCGCCAAAACCUUUGCGAACGCAGACAUGAAGUAUCCGCGCUACCGAUUCUCGUUCCGUGACCACAGUCUGGUCGUCCAGACAAUUCCCGGGGACGGGAAUUGCAUAUUUGGAGCCGUCGUCCACCAGCUUCUGGGACUCCAUCCCGCUCGUGACGCCCUCCGGUUCGCUGCGGAGAGAAGCGCCCUGCGACGUAGAGUGGUAAGAUUUUUAGAGUCGAACAUGAUGGAAUUCUAUGAAUUCCUGGAGCUCGGUGCUUCGGAUUUGGGUCCCGCUGCGACCAUAGAAGAUUACCUGACGUACCUGUCAACAGAAGGCGUGUGGGGGGGUGAGGAGGUGCUGGCGGUCACAAGCCGUUUGUACCGCUGUGACAUUUUAAUGUGGAACAGUGUAACAGGUGCCACCCAGCGGUUCGAGAGCAUUCACGGCUCCACCGGAACGCUGCGGGUGCUUUAUACUGGGUCACACUAUGACAGUAUUGUCAGUGUGGACAGCGGUGCUCAGCGACGUUUACCAUCCGGCCUACUCGACUUCCGUCCGCUUCUCGCGGGUGUGGCCAGUAGCGAGCCACAGUCCUGCGCACCUCCUCAGAGAGAAGACGAAGACCAUACUCUCAGCAACCAGUCCGAGCCCAUCCUGACCUCCCUAGCGGCGGCACCCAACACAUUACCGCCUCCCGUUACACGUGCCAGCCUCCCUCCGCCCCAGUUGGGUGAGGUACCGUGCCCCAUUUCCACGGAUCCUCGAUCCCGCGUGUCUCCUCAGGAACAAGCAAUUGCAACGAAAACUCCAUGA
This is a messenger RNA of Culex pipiens pallens (northern house mosquito), 801 nucleotides long. RefSeq lists its product as uncharacterized. Gene Ontology annotation, cellular component: nucleus; cytosol. NCBI's taxonomy places the organism in Eukaryota, Metazoa, Arthropoda, Insecta, Diptera, Culicidae. Gene Ontology annotation, molecular function: cysteine-type deubiquitinase activity. The record is from RefSeq and is a predicted model, not a curated record. The coding region runs from base 34 to 801 and encodes 255 amino acids. The transcript has 2 exons. Gene Ontology annotation, biological process: protein deubiquitination; endoplasmic reticulum unfolded protein response.